AUGAUUAGCCCCUUGAAAAUCGUUGUGUCGUUCUUGGGUAUGAUAUGGUACGGGUUCACUGAUCUCCUCGCCCUUAUGCCAGGCACGUGGAAAAAGAAUAUGACACUACGGUAUCGAGUCGCCAGACUCUGCUGCUGUCAUUUGGACACAGGCACAGACUCUAGUCUGCCUCUUCAACUCGUCAAUCCGGAACAUAUCAAGCACUCGUCUUUACGUCGAGAUCUGAAAUGGUUUGGUCGCAUUCUCGUUCUCGUUGUGCUAUCUGGGCAAUAUGUUCAAGCUGGAUUUAUUCUCGCACGACGUAUCCUGUCCGACACGGCGGCAACAAUUGACUACGCUAUGUCUUUCCUCGUUCUGUCCGGACUGAUCGGAUUAUUUCGAUCCUUGAUGGUAUCGCUCGUUCAUUCCGCGUGGCGACUUGAUCCUGAAUUCCUCCCCUUCGUAGAAAAGCAAUGCCAGUUACGCAGUUGCAAAAAUUUCAAGGAUCAGCAGGGCUUUCCUAACCGAACGCGGUUUAUGAUAUAUGGAUACAAUGUUUCCAAUAAACCACGAAUCGUACUAGACUGGCAAGCUGCCGGCUAUGCGCAACUGCAAAUUGUCUUGAACAACAGGCGUGGAAUGGCUCAGCACAUAUUCGCCUUUUAUGGGAUCAUGGCGUAUUGGUACUUGACUAUCUAUGCACUUGUUCGAUGGAGCGAUAAAUCGCGCUCGGAUGGUAUCGAUCGAAAACCCGAGGAAACGAGCAUUCCAGCCUCCAAUCCAAUUGAGGAGGGUCUGCCAGCACCAGUUGCCCCAGAUUUCCAGGAGAUAGAUAGGGCUAGGGUGAAUUCAAGUUUCAUAUGGACCAUUUUCCGUUGGAUAUUCUUAUUGAUGACGCACUCUCACACACCCAACUUUCUGAUUGGUAAGACGACUAAACGGCUUCCAAUCAUCUCGCUCGACCGAGAUACUCAGAUGUUGCAGAUCAAUAUUAGAUUAGUGGCAAACGCAUACGGAGCUGGCACUCCACAAUCCUAA
This is a messenger RNA of Parastagonospora nodorum SN15, 1017 nucleotides long. RefSeq lists its product as hypothetical. Bases 1 to 1017 code for a protein of 338 amino acids. The record is from RefSeq and is a predicted model, not a curated record. NCBI's taxonomy places the organism in Eukaryota, Fungi, Ascomycota, Dothideomycetes, Pleosporales, Phaeosphaeriaceae. The transcript is spliced from 2 exons.